GUGUCACUGUCACUGUCACUCUCUAAUGUUGGCAAUUUAAUAAACAAUGGCGCUUUCCAGUUAGUCUAUUGGCAAAAAUAUUUAUUUUUUGUUAUGGUUUUCUAAGUUUCCCCAGUCGUACCGGACAUGAUUGGGGAUUACAUUGACAAUAAAUGGUAUAAAAAUGUCGUUGUAACAUAUCAAAAAAGUUAGUGUUAAUAUAUUAAGGACGAUGUAAAAAAUGGCUUCAAAUUCAUACAGGGUGGAAUGGGUGGAAAUAAUAGAGCCCAAAACUCAGGAGCAUAUGUAUGCCAAUUUAGCUACAGGAGAAUGUGUAUGGGAUCCUCCAGAAGGUGUACCUGUUAAACGGACAGAUUCAAACCAAUGGUGGGAGCUAUUUGAUCAAAAUACUGCUAGAUUUUACUAUUACAAUGCUACAUCACAAAGAACGGUUUGGCAUAAGCCCACCAAUUGCGAUAUAAUACCAUUGGCCAAAUUGCAAACUCUAAAACACAAUACAGAUUGUAGUCCAGCCGCUACCAGUAACCAGUCCACACAAACAAGUCACCAUGUUGAAAGGGGGCAAGCUCUAAGUUUAUCAGCCAGUACCCCACAAUUGCGCAGAAAGCCCAGUGACUUAUGCAGAAGUAGUAGUUUUAGCCAAAGGGGAGCUGAGGCACCUUUAUACUCUAAUUGGCAUGAUUCCCAUUUGUUACCUUUAGAACAUUUCUUACUUAAUAAUAGCAGAGAAUCUGAUAGUGAUCAUUCAGAUAGUGGAAGUGAAUCUCUUACUGGGCAUGAACCUGACAAUGAGGAUUCAGAUCAAUCAGAGGGUAGUUAUUUACCUCAUAGAUUGUCACACAGGCCUGUGGAGUACCUAAACUUGCCAACUGGUGUUAGCACAGAACCUAGGGAAAGAGAGUGCCCACCUACACCACUAUUAAAACCUCUUGCCGAGCCACCAUUACAGCCUGAGAGAGAGGCUGAUAUGGAAAAAUUUGCCGCAGAUAAUUUGAAUCUAGGAGGAAGAGGACUUUUCCGAAGAAAAGCCAGUGUUAGGGAUCUUCUUAGUUGGACACAACGAAGCCUGCAAAGACCCUUGCUUGCUUCUAGUAAACCUGUAUAUAAGCAAGCUUUAGAAAUGUUUAGGCAAGUCCAGAUGUAUAUGGGAGAUAGAAAAGCACGUCCAGGUGUUUCUUUAAACUCACUUCUAAUGGAAAUCCUAGGCACAGCUCACGUCCAAUCUCUGUUAAGAGACGAAUUGUUUGUUCAAUUGUGUAAACAAACCACUGAGAACCCUAGGAGAGAGUCUCUUUUGAGAGGCUGGGAGUUGUUAACAAUUGCUUUGGCUUUUAUCCCUCCUAGUCCUGUGUUUCAACCUGCUUUACUAGGGUACCUGAAUAGACACAGAGAUCCGACGUUUUCUCGUGUUUUUCCAGACGUCAAUAGAUGGCCUAUACAUGUUCAAGUCAAUCACUACGCCACUGUAGCUUGUCAAAGAUUAGAACGAAUAGGUGCAGGAGGUAAGCGUACCGCCAGACGACCGCAAGUGGACGACAUAGAGUCAGCCAGGAAACAGAUAUUCCAAGCCAGCUUGUUUGGGAAUACCCUACGCGAAGUAAUGCAGCUGCAGUCAAGUAGAUGGCCAAACAGGAGGCUUCCCUGGCCGCAAGUGGAGCUUUCCAUGCAAGUGCUGAAGCUACAAGGCUUGCAGACUGAAGGAAUAUUUCGAGUGUCGGCCGAUGUUGACGAAGUGAACAGGCUCAAGGCGCAGAUGGACCGUUGGGAGUUGAGCGAGCCCAGCGACGCGCAUGUUCCAGCUAAUUUACUGAAACUGUGGCUGAGAGAGCUGUACGAACCCUUAAUUCCAGAUUCCCUCUAUCCAGAAUGCGUAGCUGAGCCGAUGACGUCGCGCCGUGCCUGUGAUUUAGUUCUUCGUUUGCCCACUUUGCAUAGGCUAGUGUUAUGCUAUCUAAUAAGGUUUUUACAAACCUUUAAUAAACCGGAUGUAAUACAGCAUACCAAAAUGGACGCCUCGAAUUUAGCAAUGGUAUUUGCGCCCAACUGUUUACGGUGCAUGGCUAGUGAUCCCCGUACAAUGUUCGACAACGCCAGGAAGGAGAUGGCUUUCAUGCGCUGUCUUAUACAAGAUCUCGAUACGGAAUGUGUUCGAGAUAUGAUCUGACCUCAAGUUUUGCAUUGUACAUUUAUACCACUAUUAUUAUUGUAACUUUUUUUAUUAUAAAUAAUAGAUAUGCGUCAUGUGUU
Molecule: messenger RNA, 2247 nt
Organism: Sitophilus oryzae (rice weevil)
Lineage: Eukaryota; Metazoa; Arthropoda; Insecta; Coleoptera; Curculionidae
Gene: RhoGAP93B
Product: rho GTPase-activating protein 39
Exons: 6
Coding region: 221-2164 (647 amino acids)
Biological process (GO): signal transduction
Cellular component (GO): cytoskeleton; cytoplasm
Molecular function (GO): protein binding; GTPase activator activity
Source: RefSeq, a predicted model, not a curated record